Messenger RNA from Poecilia latipinna (sailfin molly), 8313 nucleotides. It is a transcript of the gene klf13, whose product is annotated as Kruppel like factor 13. The transcript has 2 exons. The record is from RefSeq and is a predicted model, not a curated record. Gene Ontology annotation, biological process: regulation of transcription by RNA polymerase II. The coding region runs from base 3994 to 4779 and encodes 261 amino acids. Gene Ontology annotation, molecular function: RNA polymerase II cis-regulatory region sequence-specific DNA binding; DNA-binding transcription factor activity, RNA polymerase II-specific. Lineage: Eukaryota; Metazoa; Chordata; Actinopteri; Cyprinodontiformes; Poeciliidae.
AUUAAAUAAUAUAUAAAAAAAACCCCCAUAAAAUUAUAAUGUUUUAUCAUGCCUUCAAAGGAAACCACUGAAUCCACUGAUUUUAGAGUCAGAGGAAGGCCAUUUCAAAGUCUUGCAGACACAGAGGAGAAUGACUCUCUCUCCUUUGGUUUUCAAUCUUGUAUAGACGACUAUCAGCAGGCUUUGAUGACAGGACCUGAGGGCCCUAAUGGAGGUGUAAUGAUGUAGUAGUCCAGAGAUGUAGACCAGUGUCUGACGAUGUAAAGCUAUCCAGGUCAAAACAAUUAACCUCGAAGUGCACUCAAUAAUCAACCAGGAGCCAAUGAAGUUGCAUUAGUAAUUGAGUCAUGUGACAAAGUUUUUAAGAUCUAGUCUGAAGCAAAGCAGCCGCAUUUUGUACCGACUACAGCCGGUCUUAAUUUAACAGCUGAAAAGCGCACUGCAAUAAUCCAGCCAAGACAAAACAAAAGCAGGAAUUAAAAUUUCCAUCUCAGGUUGGAAAACAACUGGGCUAAAUUUGGCAACGUUUCACAAAUAGUAAAAUCAGGAUUGAUUUCUCUUGAUGAUACAAUGCCCUUCUGUGUCAAUGUAAUCAUUCAUUAUUUUUCUCUUCAUGUAUCACUUAAUGAUAAGGACAAAUUCACUGCCAACUCUGUAGCCUGCGGUCUGCAAAGAAUGUUCAAGAUGAAGUAGAUAAAACGACAAAUUACAAAUUCUUCAUCAACUCAACACAUCUUGACAGUAAGUCCAAAACAUUUACAACAGGUGGUUAUGUAAUAUUUUUUGUGGUAAAAGAAAGGCUCUCAUCGAUGAUCACAUACAGAUGUUUUCAUUCACAUUUAAAAGUCUGUUGAUGGCGUUUUUUUGUCCUGGUGACUGGAAGGCCACAUGUAAAAUCUCUCUUUAUUGUUAUUGACAUCAGCAAAUGUAAAGAAUGAUGUGACAUAAAAGCUUGUGUAAUUCAUCUGUCACUUAUUAACUUUGAUAGAGCUGCGGUUGUAAGACUUUUUAUAACAACCUCAGUAAUUGCUGUUUUUCAUGAAUCACUAUGACAGCGACCAUUUUAGAACAGCAGUUCUUAAGGAAUUUUGUCAUGUGGUGGGUUGUUAUUAAUCAAAAAAAAAGAGGAGUAACGAACAUACUUUUUCAUUGAAUUUUUACAUUUAAUUGAAAGAUGCCAUUUAAUAAUGCUCUGUUUGUAUUUGAGGUUCCAGGUUACAGAGGGAAACAGAAGUUGCCAUUUUUAGUGGCAAAGUUGGAGGCUUUUCACCAUUCCACCACCACUAAAGCCAAGCAACCACCAACAGAUCUCUUGAAGGUUGCUGCACAAUCUCCAUUUUGUACAGUAUGUUACUUAACUCAUGCAGGAAAAUAGAAGUGACCUGACAAAGUUCUGUUUAUCAAUCUUUGUCAGGGAUUAAGGGGCUUUCAGGCUGAAUAUUUCACUAACUCUGCUGUGCUCUCAAAUCCAUUCAUUUGUACUGCAUGCUCUGUGCAACAAAGGUUUUGCGUUGCGCGAUAAAAAGCUCAAGUGGCGCACAGCUCCCACUUUGCUGUGUAGGUGUGAGCAGCUUAGUGGAGCUUGCAUCGCACUCUUUCCAAAGCUGGAAUUUGCUAAAAUUUAACCGUGGUGUGCGGCCGGCUGUGUGGUUGGCGGAUACUUGUGCAGCCAAUGGAGACACAGUAUCUAGCUAUUUCACAUCUCACAACAAAAUGUUUGUUUUUAUUGAUGGUUUUAGCACAGUGAAAAUGCGUUUGCAGAUAAAAUAUGGCCAUCAUCUACUUAUGAAACGUCCAUUUAAAAAAAAAAAAAAAAAAAAAAACUGUUCUCUGUUGCGGUUUAAUAGAGCGUGGCACUAUCAGGGGUAUUUUCAGUUUAGCAACACAUGUUUCCCUGCAAAACACGCAAGGGAAAUUCAGAGAAUGCCACAUUCGGUCUGAAAGCCACUUUAUCAGGAAAGUAAGUGAAUUCAUAGGAAUAGACCAGCCAUCGUAUGUCCUACUACAUCUCGUAAACAAACCCAAUAAGUGUUUCUAUUUUGCCUCUUAGAAGCAUCAUUCAACAUUAGAAAUGCAGAAAUGAAGAAUAUUCUUUCUCAAAUUCCAUUAUUUUAAAUUAUUUUAUGUCUUCAAGACUCAUAUUUAACCACGUCUUCAUGGCAGAUUCUGUGCCCAUAGAAACUAUGGAAAGCUUUCUUCUUUGCAAAAUAAUAAUAAUAAAAAAAAAAUGUUGUAUGUUGAAAGCAACCAUUUUGAAUGGCACUCAUGUUGAAUGUACCAGUGGUGCAGUUGGUCAUGCCAAAAAUGUCUAUCUGUCCAUCCGUCCUUACUUGAGCUAGAAUUUUGUUUGCCCUCUUUGGGCAGAUUGCAGAUUAGCAUGGUGAAGAGGCACAGUGGGGGGCGGGGGGCCCUGCCCUCUUUUAAUAUUUAAUUAAAUGUUUUGCAACUGUAAAGACACAACCACACCCACAGAGUCUAUAUACAUUUUAUUUGCACUUUCGAACCUAAACAUUCAGAUAAAGUACAGCAUUUACUGCUAUUUUUACCACAUUGACAUUCUGAUAACAAAAUUUGACUCACAAAAUUUGAGUAAAACAAGAACUUACUGGAACUAUAUAUUACAUUUUGAGAUGUUCAUCCUUUAGAGAUUGGAAACUUUUCCGCUUUCUUCUUUUUUUCUAUUUGAAUCAAAUUCCACAUUUUCCAGACAAAUAAACUAUGAAUCUGAUUGGUCAAGCUCCAACCAAAUAAGCAGAGCCUUAACCACAGAGUUGUGGUCUUUGAGGCUUGGUGUCUUCCAACGUUUGGACGUCCAGCACACCAUAAUCAAAUGACUGAAUGAUCUGCUCAUAUACACAGGUUCUGUAGACUCCUGUUAAUUACUCAAUAUGUAAUUGAUGCAGAGGUGUAUUAAGGUCCUUGUGUGUUUUGCAGGGUGCUUAGGAAAAAGAUCAUUACUAUCAUUGUCAUUAUUAAUGAAAACCAGGUAUAAUUUUUCUUCCACUUCCCAGCCUUUGAAUUGUUUGCAUCAUGUUCAAUCCCAUUAACAUACUUUGAGGUUGGAGGUAGAAACAUGACAAAAUGCUAAAAAAAAAAAAACUUCAAGACUUAUGAAUACUUUUGAAAACACAGCAAACCUGACUCACACGAGUGUACGGUGCAUGUUUAUCAGUUAAAGUCUGUGCUUUGGUUCUUCUUUUUUAAGAGGUGACCUCUGUGACCCGGGUCGCACAAAGACGUCACGUGACACUGAAUGAUCUUGAAACGUCCCUGGUGAUAUUCCUCUGGCCAGCUGAUCAAAAAUGCACCAAAUAAGAGACACCUAGUCACGGGUUUCUGCUGCAUCAGUGUGGCUGUCUUGACAAUUCCUAGCGGCAGGUAGAGGGCUGCAUCCUCUUGGACGCAUAGAAACAGCGCAGCUGAAACUUUCUAGUAACUCGUGUUGCACGGAGCACUUGGGGACAAGCUGUACCCAAUGAAUGAGCCACUCCUCUGACGAUGCUGCCGAGCGCUGCCCUGCCCGACACGCCCCCAGCAUGGAUACAGCGAGCUGGAGCUGGCGCUCGGGAGACGCGCUCACUGUGCCGGAGACAGUCUGAAGCCGCAAUGGGAGUUAACGCAUCCAAGUUUCAAGAGUUCCUGCUACCGGUGUCGCUGCACUAAACAAAGACUCUGGUUUCUGUUUUCUCCCUCCCUUUCUAUCUCUCUCUCUCUCUCUCUCUCUUCUCUCUCCCUCCCUCUCUUUCUGUGCGAGGGAGAGGUCUUCUCUGCGUUUUUUUUUUUCUUUUUUUUUUGUUUGGUGCGAGGCGUUUCUCGCACAGGAUGUUGAUGAUUUUGGAAAGCCGGGUAAGAUCAUAAAGUCAGUUCUCUCUGAUGAGAACGACCUCCACCUCACCGCCACUACACAAAGGGAAGCACGGUACAAGUACUUUUUUUUAAUUUUUUUUAACAACCUCCUACACGCGGAUUUAUUUCAUUUCCCCCCCCCUCCGAAUGUCAUUAAGAAGCAGAGGAGGCUGUUUCAAAGACAGAAUGGAUCACUUUGCAGCAGAGUGCCUUGUUUCAAUGUCCAGUCGUGCAGUUGUUCACCCUCCUAAGGGCAACAGGGAGAUUAAACCGGAGAUCCCAACCUCUUCCAGGACAGGGGAAGAAAUAAAGGAGCCCCUGGUGAAGGAGAACUCCUCGAUUUUCGUGGUGGCGAGGAUCCUGGCGGAUUUUAACCAGCAGACACCCAACGGCGUUGCCGAGCAGGCAAAGAUAAAGGAGGAGAGCACGCCGAACCUGAGAGAGGAUGGAAACUCUGCCACACCUACCGCCACCUCCGAUCCUGCGCUCAGACAAAGAGGCAAGAGAUCGAGAGGUCGGACAGAGCAGGAGCCACCUCAGAAAAAGCACAAAUGCAACUAUUCUGGCUGUGAAAAAGUUUAUGGCAAAUCCUCCCACCUCAAAGCUCAUCUAAGGACACACACAGGUGAACGGCCCUUCCCAUGCACCUGGCCCGACUGCAGUAAGAAGUUUGCCCGUUCUGAUGAGCUGGCCCGCCACUACCGCACCCACACGGGAGAGAAGAAGUUUGGCUGUCCACUUUGCGACAAGCGCUUCAUGCGCAGCGACCACCUGAUGAAGCACGCCAGGCGCCACUCAGAUUUCCAGCCCGGCAUGUUGAAGAAGCCCCACAGUGGCAGCGCCACGCGCCCCAGCUCUCUCAGCGACUACAGCCGCUCGGAUGCAUCCAGUCCCACCAUCAGCCCCACCCUCAGUCCAGCCAGCUCGCCUUAAACUGAAACCUGGUCGCACUUUUCAAGCCCACCGACGUGAGGCCUGCAAUUUCAUCAUAACACUUCUGUUGCACAGUUGUCAGCAACCCGCCACCCCCUCCUUUGCUAUUCCUGCGCUAGCUGUGGUGUACCAUACUGUACAUAAGUGCUUAUUGUAGUACAAUUACUUGUGUGAUCCUAAAAGAAGAUAAUGCCUUUCCCAGAUGGCGAUAUCUCCAUUCUGUACCACAUGUCUGUAUUUUUUAAGCUUCUGACUAUGGCUAGUUGUUUAUUGUAUAUUCACAGUUUAGAAGAAGGAAAACAAAACAGACACCGUCAUAUGUCUUCUCAAAAUGUUUUGAUUUUAACAGAUUUUUUUUUUUUUAUUGAAUGGGUUAGGAGAAGGGGUUCACACACACACCUCAGGAUCGAAGACAGUUGCUCUUUCUGUAAUACCACAGUACUCAAGAGUACUCACAUUGACUGCACAAUAUACUCAUCACUUUAUUCGAAAAUUCAACGGGGAGUUGAAUUUUGCGCCCUGCUCAGGGAUGGCCUUGUUAGCUUGAAAGAAUGAACAUGGUGAAAAGAAACAUACAGUACAUACUAUACUUCAGCCUUACACUCAACACAAUUUGCACUCUAUGCUUUGUUUGUUGGCUUUCACAUUUGAAGAAACCAGACAUAAAGUCAUGCGGUCAUUUUUUUUGCGAAGCUUCAGUUCGUGUUCUGUCCUACGUCUAAGGUGAAGGUCAAAUGUAACUCUUAAUUUCCGAGAAAACAAUCAUUGAGCCUGCCGUGGAAAACAAAUACGUCAGUGCUAAUACCUUUUGACGUUACACUGGGUAUAAGAUGUGCACUGCAUUAAAAAGUUUUAGCAGUGCAAAGUGUGUGAAUCUACAUGUUCAGGCGGAUUGGGAUUAUAUUGGGUUAAUAUUUUUUUAUAAAUGUACAUAGGUUUAAAAUAAAUAAAUAAAAGAAACCCUACUGAACCUUUACACACUGAGAACGAAGUUUAAAAGCAGCUGUUGAUGCCUAAAAGUAACAGAGUUCAAUGAAAUGCUUUUGAAGACUAUUUUGAUUUACAUUAAAGACCUGCAUGAUUUAUGGGGAAUAACUUAAAAACACAUUUACUUAAAAGCUUGUAAUUAGCUUAAUUAUUAGCUUAAGAAACGUAAACACAGCAUUGCCAACUUUAAUUGGUGUUUUCCAGCUCUUGGAUGUGUGUUGACUUCCUUUACAUUAAGGCUACUCAACCCUUCAAGGCAUUUUUGGAGUUAAUGAGGUACAUCAAACUCUUUUAAAGUCAACAAAUAACUCAGUCUCAUGAUCUACAGUGUAAUCUGUCAAAACUUCUUAAGGGAGAUUUUUUUCAAAUCUCUUAAUUAAAUAAAAAGUUGAAUCUAAAAGACUUCUGUGCAAAAUAUCAACAUAAUUAAUACUCUACUUAACAGAUAGGGGGCAAAAGUCAAAGAGAGAAAGAGGGGCUAAACUAGAGAUUAAUGUUGACAAAACCAUAAAAUCUAGACACAUGAGCUCAAAUGGGCAGGAGAACGAAUAGUCACUGGAGAUGAAAGGUCAAAUUUAGGAGGUCUGUGGACUUUCCUGUAGCAUAUUGUAAGCUUCAGAACAAUUACUGAUGACGGGUUUUAACCAAACUAAAAUCCUUGUUUUCACACCAAACCUCUUUGGGUAAAUACUUUCCUAUGACGAAGGAGCUAGUUGUGGAUAGCAACAAGAAUUCUUAGAUUUUGAUUAUCUAAACAUUCGAUUUUAAGGCCAAAUGGUGCUUUAUGGCGUUUGUAGUUUUAUCACAGCAUGAAAACCACAACAUUCCUUAGCCAGAGCUACAAAUCACCAACUUAACGCACACAGGUUAAUCUAAGAAGCAAUGAAUGAAUGAGGUAAGCCAUAGCUAAAUGUACUUUAGGAUUGAAUCUGAAAAAAAUAAUAAUAAUCAGGAAAGAUUUAAGACAUAUAAACUCGAGAUAGCUCAAAGUAGGACUUUUGAAAACUUUGCAAAAACCCUGAUUACUAUCUGAUCAGCACAUAUUUCACUUAAAAUGGAGACCAAACAGCUUCAGUAGUAGCAAGAUAUUUCCAUCUCAUCAAGCACAUGGGAGAAUGUACCAAAGAAGUGCUUUUUAUUCAGUGCUGUAGGGAAUAUUGCAGGUAAUCACACACUCAGUCACUUCCUCCUGGCUCAAGUUCCCAGGAGGAAACAGCUGCACCCAAAAGAAGACUUUCCCACCCCGCUGGAGGUAGUGCUAGCAUGCCGUUCGCCCUGCGAGGCCUUUCUCAUCUGGCUCUACCUGUUCUUUCAGCGAGACAGCUGAAUUACAUUAGUAUUGCCUAAUUAGGAGGUCAGACGUUGGCUAGCGCAAUUGGCUGAUCUGAGCUGAGGGAACAAAGCAGAUAUCAGCAACAAACAGGCAAGAGAGGGCAGGUCCUGAUAAAAGAGGAGAGGUUUUAUCACAAGCCGAACAGCACAAAGGAGGAGACACACAGAAGCAGACACCCCCCAUUUCCUCCUCCCUCCAACUGUAGAAACAGGCAGCAGAAAAAUAGCUGUAAUUGGUAGCUUGAUCUGAACUGCAGGAUAAGAGGAAAUGUGUAAGAACAAGAGCUGUUUGUAGACAGCACUAGCAGCGUGGGUGGGAAGUGCCUGACUCCAUCCAAAGCACAAACAGAAUUCCUUCUCAUACGAGCCGGAGAAUCAGAUUUCACAAUGCAGAGGAAACCGUCGCUCUGGGCUUGCGUUGAUAAACCUGAGCUUCCAAACAGCUGCUUUCAAACUUCCUGUCUCUUUUGCAAGUUGGGGGGAUUUGGGGGACUUUCGAAGAGUUGCAAAAACAUCGGAACCAAAAUCAACAUAUCAGCAAAUUGCAGUGCUCACCAGACUGAUGUCAACCCAGCAUUUGAAGCUCAAAUGUCCCUGUGAGAAAGCCGACAGACAUGCCUCAGUAAGUCAGGCGAAAGUGGAAACAAGCACCACUAUCAAAACUGCUGGACCCCUGCCGGUCUAUGUGUUAUGCCCGCACUUUUUAAGUGCUUCACUGCUGCAGUUGGAUCCGCAUCCAUGCAGUUCAGACUCCUUCAGACUUACUGCCAUCAGAGCUAACUCAAGCGGUAUCUUGCGUUCGACGCUACAUGCAUGUUAACUUUGCUCUGAAAGCGAGGAGUAUUUUCUUUUUUUUCCCCUUUGAGUCGGUCUGGCAGGUGUAAGUUCAUGAAUGUCAGGCCUUGUCCUUUUUCCUCAACUGCAGCCAUCUUCUCUUUAAAGUCAAAAUGAAUCCCCCUCUCAUUCUCCCUUAUUUAGCUUGGAAAGCAAUGGAUUUAUCUCAAAACACAAUCCUUUGUGUGAUGUUAUAAUAGUUUGCGGGCUGCAAGAUGACACUUUGAAUGCCACUGAUCUGCAGCUCUCAAAGACAGAGGUGUGAGAGUUCACCAUUUUUUUUUUCUUGAAGCAACAACUGCUGUUGAUCAGCUUACCUUUUGUAUAUUCCUGUCUUGGUUCUAAUCUUUCCAACCUGGUUUAAAGCGCUCACGUGCAAAA